CAAUAGUUGGUGAACACUUUUCAGUAUUUUCGAUAGUUUUGAUUUUACAUUUAACAAAAGUAUGAUCUAAAGGCAUAGCAGUUAAGGUUUGGAGUAUCGUGCUGUACAUUCAUUGUUACUCAUUGUAUACAGUCACUAGUGUACUGAAGUUUACCGUUCAUGUGUCGACAACUGUAGUUUAAAAAAUCUCGACUAGAUUAGUGUCUAGAUCUAGGCCUAUUAAUUUGCGGUGUGGAAUCUUCUGUUAUCAAAGGAUAUAAUAUUUUCUGCGAUUGUUACCGUAUUUCUCUGCAUGGCUUCUGCAAAUGUUGACCAAAGUACUGCUGUAAAGAAUGAAACGUAUGAAAAUGAUCAGGGUCAGUCAGUUUUGCCGAGUAAUUUGGAAAUUUUCAGACGCAUCAAUGCACUUCUUGAUAAUUCCCUAGAGGUGAAUAAUUUGAGUAUCCCAACAUCACAAUCUCAACAGACUCAGCAGCAAAGUCAACAACAGCAAAUCCAACAGCAAAUUCAACAGCAACAGCAGAUUCAGCAGCAGCAAAUUCAACAAUUACAACAAUUGCAAGAUCCUGGAUGUCACACCUACUGUCCACACCCAACGCCAGAGCUCCAGUCAGUUUUGAGCUAUGCCAACGUACCACUGUCUCAGUCUGCUGCUUACACUUGCUGUAACAACUCGGCCUAUAGUGUUGGUCCUACACCCAAUCCAUCACCAGCCACAUCAACAGUUGGAACAAAUCAGGCUUUAUAUGGAAAUUUCCAACUUUUUGGUGAGAAUGCAUUUAACUCCUCAGCAUUUCCUUCACAAAAUGAUGCCACUUUAAAUGUUACUCCUCAGAAACAAAGUCGCACAAUGUCAAGUGAUUAUCUUUCACCUUAUAGUCCUUUAAGUGACGCUUCACUCUCUCCAACAGAAAAAAUUUUGUAUCAGAAUUUGUUGGCUAAACAUCAACAAACGGAAAGCACUGGACUGAUGAGUCCUUUAAGUGAUUCCUCAUUAUCACCUAUUGAGAAGAAGCUAUACUCUAACUUGUUAACUAAGCAUACACAAAAUCUUAGAGCUAUUCAAGCACCUCCAACACCACCACGGUCUCCACAGGAGUCCUACAGUGGAAAUGGUCAACUCACUGAUGACUCAGCUCUCUUGGAAAUGAUGAACAACUUGACAGUGAAUCAGCAAAACUAUAUUGAUUCAUAUGCAAAAUCAGGUUUAGAUGCCCAGAAUAUGCGCAGAAUGACCCCACAUCCUGCAAGAAGUACUAGAUCAUUAAGUGAAAGAGUGGGAUGGCAACCAGUUUCUGGUAAUCUUGCAAGUGGAGCCAACGUCUCGUACUUGUCAAACUUGGAUCCCUAUGCAAUAGAAAGAGCUGCUCGUCUCCAUAGGAAUGCUGCUGCUGUGAGUGAAGCCAGCUGUACUUGGAGUGGACACCUACCACCUAGAAAUCAUAAAAAUCCAGUUUACUCUUGCAAAGUUUUCUUGGGUGGUGUCCCUUGGGACAUAACAGAAUCUGGUCUUCAAGCAGCAUUUAAUAAGUAUGGACACAUGAAGGUGGAAUGGCCAGGAAAGGAUGGAUACGUUUAUUUGCUAUUUGAUGGUGAAAAAUCUGUUAGAUCCCUGCUUCAGGCCUGUACACAUGAUUUCAGUAAUGGGGACUACUUUUAUAAGAUUUCUUCUAGAAGAAUGCGUUCAAAAGAGGUUCAGGUGAUUCCCUGGGUAUUGGCUGACAGUAAUCAUGUCUUUCAACCCUCUCAAAGACUGGAGUCUAAUAAGACUGUCUUUGUUGGAGCCCUCCAUGGAAUGAUUACUGCUGAAGCAUUAGGGAAUAUUAUGUGUGACCUGUUUGGCAAUGUUAUCUAUGCUGGGAUUGAUACUGAUAAGCAUAAGUAUCCUAUAGGUUCAGGCAGAGUAUCCUUUAACAGUCGCAAAAGUUACAUGAAGGCUGUACAGGCAGCUUUUGUGGAGAUUAAAACACCUAAAUUUACUAAGAAGCUUCAGGUUGAUCCUUACUUGGGGGAUGCUAUAUGCAGCUUAUGCAACGCACAACAAGGAAACUACUUCUGCCGCGACUUGUACUGUUUUAAGUAUCUGUGUAGGUCAUGCUGGUACUGGCAACAUGCCCCGGACAAUUUACGUCAUCACAGACCUUUGACUAGGAACACCAAGAGUACAGUUGCCCUAUAAAUACUUUUUGUACCCAAGCAUUGUGUUAAGCUUAGGACUCUUUUUUUUCACUAAACAAAGCUGACAAAUAUUUAGUGUAUGAAAUUAAUACAUGAAGUAAAUGUAUAAGUAUGUAUGUUUAAAAAAUUUUAUCAGAUUUGUGUAAUUGACACACAAUGUGAAAGCUGUUUUGUUAUGUUAUUGCAAUUUUUUUUUUUAAACUUCUUUGAAAAGUUGUCUCGUUUUUCAACUAGGAAGCACAAAAUCGUAGCAGUAUCUUAAUAGAUCUAUGAAAUGAAGCUUUUUAAAUCCCUAAUUUUUUUUUCUAAUUUUUAUUAAUUUUAUUUUUUUACAAAAUAUUUUUAUUUCCUAAUUUGUUAGAGUAGGGUUAAAACAUUUUAAAAAAUUGUUUUAAUUUUUUUUUUCUUGAAGACUUCCAAAGUUAAAGAAUAUUUUUUUUUGAAAAAUCUUGGAUCAUUUUUACUAGACCAAUUUUUAGCAUCCUCUAGUUGAGUCUCACACACUGUUGUGUUAAUACUUUUUGAGAAAGAGCAAUUUAAAUUUCCAACCAUAUUAGCAAACUGUUCAUUUUUAGAAAGCAAACUAUAUCAAAUUUUAUUUACUUCCUAUGUUAGACAUUUUACUUGAUGUCGUGCAGAUUUAAUUUUUAGACAUUGCACUGGCAAACAAGUUUUACUUCCAUCUAAGCUUAUGGAAAUAUCAUUUUUAAUGCUGAGGGACAACUUGAACAUAACUUUAAAAAAAAAAGAAUCUUUUUUGCUUAUCAAGUGGUUAACUUAAACAUUCCAACAUUUGAUCUAUCUUAAGACAUCACUUUGAAACAGUUUUGUAAUUUUAAUCAAACAGCAGCCAUUUUUAAAGCACUUGGAUUUUGUUUUUGAUUGCUGAAAACAUUUUAUUUCCUGGCAUUAAGUUAGACAGUUGUUCAUUUCUUUUAAAGAAAUGCUCUUUUAUAAUUAAACACCUGAUUUUUAGUUCAUCUCUCUAGUGGUAAAUACUGGGACAGAACUUCUAAGGUGAAAGACCACAAGUUCAAGCAAAUUUUUAUAUGUGCAUGUUCUGUAACAAACUAACUGAAAUAAUUUUUAGCACCAUAACAAUUAAGAAAGAAAAAAAAAUAGUACAUAAACUCAGCUUUAGAUAUUACCAACAUAAUUUUUUUUAUUUAUUGUAUUCUGAAUACCAACUUUUCCCAAACCUUUUAUAGCCUUAUGGUUGAUAAACUUUAGACUUGUUCAUUGACAAAGCUGGAAUUUUUUUUUUUUUUUUUUUGAAAAAAAAAAUAAUGGCACUGUUUUUUUUUUUAAUUCAUGUGAAAAUAUUAUUGUCAUGGAGUUUAUCUAUUACUAUUUUGACUUUAAAGUUAAUGUAAUUUUUCUGACAUUUUUUUAAAACCAAGUUUGUUUUUGUAUUUUCUCUCUCAGGGUUUCGCCUGUAACUUGUUUCUAUUCUUUAAUGUUCAAACUACCAGGUGUAGUCUUUUGUUUAUAUUUCUCAUCCGUUGUUUUUUUUUUGUUGUUUAUUUAAAAAAACGUGAAAUUUGAUGAAAACUUUUGGAGGUUGUGCAGAUGUUCAGGUCUUAAUGUGAUAUACCUGCUUGAAAUAUUUUCUUGGCAUACCCUCAUCACUAAGUUGACACUUUGAUGCUAUUGAUAUUAGCUUGGAAUGUUGAAAACUUUUUCUAUUGUGUAUUUGUUUAACAUUGAUUGCUUUGUAAUUGACUUUUAUUGAAAGAAAAUUUGUCAUGUAAAGAGGAGGGGGGCAUACAAAUAUGUGGCUUUGUAGACCCAGCUGUGACCCAUAUAUUUUGGCGCUCUUGAUAAAUAUUGAUUGUGUAUUGAAUAGUUAUUUGGUUUAUUACUUGAUAGUUUUGUGUUCAAGAACUAUGUGGAUUGUAAACCAAAUCCAGUUGAUUCAAUAGGGUUCAAAACAUUUCCACUCAAGCUGCCCUAAGCUGAAACUGAGAAUAUAUGAAUGCCUAUGUUGACCACUUGGUGCCUUACAUUCCAGUGUGAUUCUCAAGUUUUUUCUUUAUACAAUUUCUUCCAUGCCACCUUUUAUUUUGGCAGACAUUUUGUUUACAUUUUUGUUUCUUGUUGAAUGUCUAGUGAGAAAUACAAAGCUGAGAGCUGACACAGCAAGUUGAGAUGCUAUAGUCUACCUCCUAGGACAGUGUUUAUAUACAGUCUGACCCUCUGUGAUUCUAACCCGUUCAUUUUCUACUAAUAUACAUUUGUUUUUUGUUAGCUAUUAAAUUUGUUGACCAGAAA
Messenger RNA from Biomphalaria glabrata, 4449 nucleotides. RefSeq names its product cytoplasmic polyadenylation element-binding protein-like. Gene Ontology annotation, biological process: negative regulation of cytoplasmic translation. The transcript is spliced from 14 exons. The record is from RefSeq and is a predicted model, not a curated record. NCBI's taxonomy places the organism in Eukaryota, Metazoa, Mollusca, Gastropoda, Planorbidae. Bases 293 to 2179 code for a protein of 628 amino acids. Gene Ontology annotation, molecular function: mRNA regulatory element binding translation repressor activity; ribosome binding; mRNA 3'-UTR binding. Gene Ontology annotation, cellular component: neuron projection; nucleus; synapse.